Messenger RNA from Schistosoma bovis, 3033 nucleotides. NCBI's taxonomy places the organism in Eukaryota, Metazoa, Platyhelminthes, Trematoda, Strigeidida, Schistosomatidae. The record is from the annotation of a GenBank genome assembly.
UUACCGCAUCCAAACUCCCUGGUAGUUGGUUUAUUAGAUUGAUGACAUUUCGAAAAUGGUCGCUAUUCCACAUUUAAAUAUUUGACACGGACUGUAUUUGGUCGAACAGACAUUCGAUGUAGAUGAGUUUUUGCAUCAUUUACGUUCUGGUUUUCAGUCUUCAUUAUUUACAAGGAAGAUAAGGUUGCAAAUUGGUAUGUAGUUUGUGUCAUAAAAUAUGUCUACAUUAAUGAAGAAAUAUUUGUCAAGUAGUUAUAUAAUCAUUUUAUGUUCAACGUAAAAGGUGCACUAAAUUCAUCUUGAUGCUAAGGAUCCUAUUUUUUUCAGAAUUAUUGAGUACAUCUACUCAACAGUACUGAUGUAGCAGAUCAGUACAGUAGUGCGAAAUUGAGACAGUCUCUCAGUCUUGGGUGAAAUGAUGCAAAGGAAGAUUGUUAAUGAAGUGUUUUUUUCAAACUGCUGUAUGUAUUGUCUGUUUUGCAAUCUCAACGUUUGGAAGGCAACAAGGAAAUCGCUAGUUUUUGAGAAAAGCAUAUAUUUUCGGGAAGGUAAAAGUGUUAAUUUUGUGACGUAUUUUACUUGGAUGAGGAAAUUGCGCACUACCUGCAUCGGUCUGGGGAAAAGGCAAAGUUUUGAUGCACUGUCGCUUAUAUUAAUACCGGAUACUUAAAAAUUUGCCGUCAUUUACCCCUUUUUGUUGCUUGGGAUGACUGAUUCCCAUUGAUGUUCUAGAAGUUUAUACAACAAAUGAAAAACCAGUUUCAUUUGUCGCUGCUUUAAAUGAGACAACAAUUUAUAGACGACCUUUGAGCAAGCAAAUUAGUGAAUGAAUUUCUCUGCAAAGUUCAAGACCUGCUAUCUUAAAUGUGUCUGGUUCGUCUCGCCUCAUCACUAAUUUUACAGGUACUCAACUCCAACAACUGUUUAUAAGAAGAAUCAUUCUUGCCAUCUUAAUAAUGGAAAAUGUGCGAUUUACAAAACUAGAGAAGCAAAGAGAACUUCUUCGCAACAAACAAAGGCAAAAGUAUGCACACCAAGUGUUGUCACUUCAAAAACGUACAGAAAGUGCUGGUAUCAGUAGUUGUAAAGCUAAUAGCUGGAGAGAAAACAAAUCAUCAAGUCAAUCGGCUUUAGGUUUCCCAAUAAAAGGUAGAACUGGUGAAAAUUAUUAUGCAUAUGACGGUCCGCAAUCAUGUGAUACAUCAAACCCUGAUGAUUUUCCUACAAGUGAAGUUCAAGUUAUUCAUGUACUCACAAAACCUACUCCUUUGGGACAACCAAGGUUUGAUCAAACAGUAAGGCGCAAACCAAACUCUGAAGCAAUACAAGAUAAUGGAGUGGAUAGUGAAGAUUACAAAAGUACUGAUAGUCUGAAUAAUCUAACCAUCACACGGUCGAGUACUAUGUUGUCUUCUCUUGACCAAGAUACCUAUCUGGCUUCUACUGAGGAUAGUGAUGGCGAAAAUGAAAUUGCGGAGUCUCACUCUGGUUUUAUGACUCAGAAACAAGUAGUGAAGAUAUCUGACAAUCCCAAUAGUCAUCUUCAUAAGGAUAGUUAUAGCGGAGUCACGAAUUUUACCAAAUACAACAGCGAAAACUCGGAUACUGGUAAUAAUGCGAAUCCUGUUGAGAAGACAAACGCUACUCAGGAGUGUGAAGACUUAAAGUAUGGUGAGGCAACUCAGUCCUUACUUUUAGAUCCAACUAGGAACUUGGAAGAAUUCAUCAUGAAACCUGCUCCUCAGGGUGUGACCAUACGUUGUCGUAUUACACGAGACAAACGAGGUGUCGAUCGUGGAAUUUUUCCAUCAUAUUAUCUUCAUCUUGAAAAAGAAGACUGUAAGUUCUUCUUACUUGCAGCCAGGCGUCGCAAGCGAUCAACAACGAGUAACUAUGUGAUUUCUUGUGAUGCCACUAAUUUAUCUCGUGAUGCAAUUAGUUUUGCCGGGAAACUGCGCUCCAACUUUCUGGGUACUCAUUUUACUGUGUACGGCUGUGAAUCAAAAUCACGAGAUAGUGAAUCCUUAAAUUCAGGGGACAAGGUAAAUGAUUCUGGUUCGAUAACGACAACUACUAAGACACACAAUAUGCUAGAGCUUGCUGCAAUCAUAUACGAUACAAACGUACUGGGUUUCAAAGGACCAAGGAGAAUGACUAUUAUUUUGCCGCGCUUAAGUGCUACUUGUCAGCAUUUUUCAUGUCCUGGAAAUGAUACUACCUGGCUAAUCGACUCAUGGCGGAGAAAAGAUAUGCAGAACGUUCUACAACUACAAAACAAGAAUCCUGUUUGGAAUGAAGAGACCCAAUCAUACGUGCUCAAUUUUCAUGGUCGCGUCACGCAAGCUUCGGUGAAGAACUUCCAAAUCGUACACAGAAGUGACGAUGAAUACAUACUUAUGCAAUUUGGACGUAUCUCUGAGGACGUCUUCACAAUGGACUAUACGUAUCCUAUGUGUGCCCUACAAGCAUUUGGGAUCGCUUUAUCUUCCUUUGAUAGUAAAUUAGCAUGCGAAUAGUUAUCUUUGCAUUUAUUACGAAUUAUGACUUUACAAGCUUUAUGUAGACUACUAAAAAUGGAGUCUACUUAUUUUUUGCCAAAUUAUAUACUUUCCCACAGCACAUACCAAAUUCUCAAUAUGAAAUAUUCAACCUUUAGCAACCUCAAUAGCCAUAAGUUCUGCCGUUAUGUCACUAAAAUAUCCUAUUUACAUAGUCUGUAACAACCGGCUUUACAUCCACUUAUAUUUGUACAUCAUGUAAACCUAGAUCUGAACACAAAGAUCCUAUUGUUGAAACACGGAUAACUAUAAAAACAACUAUUCUAAAGUAAUACUCAGUAGUUUAAAACUUGUUUGUAAAUGUUUCUUAGUUAUCUAACUUGGUUUUUAGUAACUCUUCUUACUUGAUCACACACUACAUCAAAUAGUAUUUGCAAUAGACAUACGAUUGCAAAACGGUCCAGUUUACACAGCUAAUUUUGAAUCCUAAUUGCUUAUAAUGGUUAACUAUCGUCUGGCGAAUGCAUUGACAAAU